CCCUCUUUUACCUUUCUUCAACCUGACCUUUCUUUCUUCUACCAGUUCUCUUGGUCCUUUCUUAAAAAAAUCUUUCGGGUGUGCACUAACUUCUCUUUUUCUCACUUCUUGAGGAGGAGAUGGCUUGGCCCUGGGGCCAUUAAAUUACAUCAAACCAUCAAUGCUUCUUUCAAUGGCGGAGAAGAAGGAGAAGAAGAAGAGAAGAAACGUUAAAGAAGAUGAAGAAGAAGAAGCAACUUGAAACGAUGAAAAAAUAAGAUGAGUAAAAGAAAAGCCAAGAAGAAGAAAAAGAAGAUCCAAGGAGAAGAUGAAGAAACUAAAAUUGAACAUCAGAAGAGCAAAGGAAACUAAACUAUUUUAGAAACUCGGCCAUUCAAAGUGGAAGCCUUUAUUUUAUCAGUGUAAUUGUUGAUUACAUAAAUAUACAAUCAUCUUUUGUAUCCAAAACCUUGACCAUCGCCACUCUCAGCACACUCGCCAUCAACGUUGUACCAUCUUAAUCACAUACCUUACUAGCAAACCAAGAAAACAACAAUAUUAUUAAUUAUACAGUUUUUAAUAUCAUCGUCAUCACCAACAACAGCCGCAAAAGCAACAUCAUCAUCUCAUCAUUAUCAACAUCAUCGCUAGCAGUGAAAUGUCCUGAGGAAUAGUGAAUCUAUAUUGUAAACGUGCUUAUGCGUAAUCUUCGUUAGCCACAGUGCUUAAAGUAGCCCCUCUUCAAAUUGUCAUCAAAGUCUGUAAACUAUACCAAUGUUAACAUAAAAUCUGGUUAAACCAACAAAAGAAUAUGUUGAUAGCUUAAGUUGUCCUGGAUGACUUUUUGUGCUUGGGAUAAUUUUGUCAACUCUCUUUCUCUGCCUUUUUUCCCCUCCUUUCUCUUUCUUUCUAUUUUCUUAGCCAUUUCUUAGCCUAGCUAAAUCUCUUUCUCCCUUUCUUCUCGUCACCCGUAACCUGUCACCGUGAGCCUGUAUUUUUCGUUGUAUUUUUUGGGUGUGAUCAGUCAACUUUCUUCUCCUUAAUCUUAUCCUCUUCUUUAACUUCUCUCUGUGUUGUGUUGAAUAAUUUUGCAAACCACAUUGCAAUCAACUUUUUAGGUUUUAAUAUAAUUACAUCUUAUUAUAUUGUUUACCUCUAUCCCUUUCUUUGGAUUUAUACAAGUUAUUUCUCACCUUUAUCCCUAAGAACUUUUCUUCUGCUUUUUCCACAUUCUCCCAAUGCAACCAAAAGAUAUUCAACUUUGCUCCCUCAAUGUCAGAAGUCAUUUUUUAAAUUUAAUUUUUGAGUCACAAUAAUUUUAAUAACAAUGAUGGACUGUGAUUGAUAUACCAUAAUAAUUUAAGAAAUCUCAUCGUACUCUCAUCAUAAUCAUCAACCACAUCUUGUCAUCGCUGAAAGCAAGAAAAACAAAAACAUCACACAGUCCAACCUGCAUUUGGAUUGUGUGAUUUUUGUUUACUGGUGCCUUUAAGUUGUAUAACCUCUCAACUGUACAUCUUAACCACAUCUACAUCAGCAUUUCCCUCUUUCUUACCCUCUUAUUGAUUUUUGUUCUAUAUAUAAAUGAACUUACAAUCAAACCGUUCAAUCCGAAUGCCAUUAACCGUCAUGGCCACCGAUACAAGUGAUAUAAUAAAACAAGGAUACCUUAAACUGAAAAGUAAAACAGUUGGUGUCUGGCAAAAACGUUGGAUUAUUUUAAGGCGAGCUUCUAGUAAAGGACCGUGUCGUAUUGAUAAGUUUCUCGAUGAAAAAUCAGCCCGGACGAAUUGCUCGUGUAAAACAAUUGUUUUAACUAAUGUGUCAAAUGUUUCAAGACUUCCAAUAACCCACCGGAAGCAUUCUUUUGUUAUUAGUUUCAAUCCUAUUAAUUGUAAAUUGUUUGCUUGUGAAUCAGAUCUUGAAGCAGAUACCUGGGUCAAAUUGUUAACGCAGGAAUGUUUAGUGCCACUACCAGGACUGGCAACCGGUGAACCUGAUAUUCUCAGUCCAGGUAUCCAAAAAGAACUGCAAGAACAGUUUCAUGUUUAUCUGAUGCCAACACCUAAAUUAGAUGCCUUCGGUGAAUGUUUACUACAAGUAACACAUGAACAUAUUUACCUGUGGGAUGUGAUCAAUUCAAAAAUUAAACUGGCUGCCUGGCCAUUAACGGCGCUUCGUAGAUAUGGAAGUGAUCCAACUAAAUUUACUUUUGAAGCUGGAAGACAUUGUGCCACUGGAGAGGGAAUGUUUGUUUUUCAUACACUGGAGGGUGAAAAGAUUUAUCGUAAAGUCCACCAAGCAACUCUUGCCAUUGCCGAAGCUCAUUGCAAAACGAGUAGAUCAACCUCUACAGUAUCGUCACGUUUUGUUCAACAGUGCCUUUAAAGGUUAAACAUAUCAGAAUACAUAAUUUUAAGAUUUACAAAGGAAAUUUUUAUUAAGAAACAUUUUUUGUUUAACUGACUGACCUCAAGUUUUUUCUUGGACUUCAAAGAGUCUUUUGUUGGUAUCUUCUUCCUGUCCACCUGUUUUAUUCAUCAAUUUCACGAGUUUGGAUCUAUUUUCGUUUGUAUUAUUGGGUGGCUAUUGAUUUCUGGAGCUAUGUUGAUAUUAACUCGGAGAGAAGAAAAUCAAAGAUCAGAAAAUAAAACAAAUCUAUGGAGUAUUUUGUUAUAUAAUGAUACGGCAACCUAGCUACAUGGAAAAAUCAUUUCCAAACCAUUUUCUUACUAUUUAAUAGUUGGUUAAACCAUCAUUUAGAAAGGAAAACCUCAGAAUAAAACAAAGAAGGAGAGAAGAUAUACUUAUAUCAACAAAUGAUCAUCAUCAUUUUCAUCAUCAUUAUUCACAUUGCCAUUAACAUACUUGUCAUCGUCAUUCAAAUAAGAGAUCAAAGGUAACUGUGGUUUAGCAGUUUCUUGAUCUCUAUUCACUCGUUUCCAUUAUUUGUACUUUUCUGUGAAACACUUUUUUCCACAACAUUGUUCACUUCUUAAAUACACCACAUCUAACAUAUCUACCAAAUCCAUUACUUUUCCACUACUUUUCAUGACUCAACUUUGAAUAACUUUGAUAUAACCAGUAAAAAUUUCUGGUAAUCAAAAUAAAUCACGAUUGACUCUCGAUAAGUGGUGGACAAUGUGAUGGAUUUAAAUGGGAAAAAAUGUUUCUCCCGAAAAUUUGAGUGAAAAUCUGCGCAAGUUUCAAAACAUCAAUCUUUUGAAGAUUACAAUAAAAAAAUAAAAAAAAUUAAACAAAUUA
Tetranychus urticae (two-spotted spider mite) is the source of this 3243-nucleotide messenger RNA. RefSeq names its product docking protein 5. Lineage: Eukaryota; Metazoa; Arthropoda; Arachnida; Trombidiformes; Tetranychidae. The record is from RefSeq and is a predicted model, not a curated record. Gene Ontology annotation, biological process: cell surface receptor protein tyrosine kinase signaling pathway. Gene Ontology annotation, cellular component: cytoplasm.